AUGUCGAGAUUUUUCCGUGGUGGGUCAGAAUCGGAAACUGACGAUGAAAUUAUUUCAUCAAAUGAAGAAUCAACAGAAGAUGAAAUUUCUGAAGAAAUAUCAGAAGAUGAAACAACAGCAAAACCUGUUUCAGGCGCUGCUGCUAAAAGUAGAUUUCUUAAAGAUGUAUCUGAUUCCGAAGAAUCUGAUUCAGAUGAGAAAAGGGAAGUUAAAUCUGCUAAAGAUAAAAAAUUAGAUGCCCUUGGAUUAUCUGUUAAAACUAUUGAAAAUGCUAAAAAGAUUAAUGAAUGGGUUGCUAUUCAAAAUGAGUUCGAAAAAUUAAAUAAAAUUGUUAGUAAACCUUUGGGAACAUUUGGAAUUCCUCCUCAAGCUAAAGCUUUAAAUUCCAUGAAAAAUAAAAUUAAAAAAAUUAUUCGUCAAUUUGAAGAGGAAGUUAACAAAUGGAGACAGUCAUUGACAAAAAAGAAUAACGAGUUAUAUGCUAAUGAAAUUCAUGAUGAAGAAGGAUUUGAACAAGUUGGAAAGGGAAAUAAACCUAUUGAGUAUACUUCUGAAAAUUUAUUCAAAAAAUUAAGAGAAAUUAUGGAAGCAAGAGGAAAAAAGAAUACGGAUCGUUUGGAACAAAUAAAGAUUCUCCAAAAACUCUUAAGUGUGGCCGCAACACCUUAUCAAAAAAUUCGAGUUCUUCUUGCUUUGAUACCUGCUCAAUUUGAUUAUAAUCCUAGUAUGAGCAAUUAUAUGAAUGUUGAUAUGUGGAAAAGCACACAAGAGGAAAUUAACCAACUAUUAACAAUUUUGGAGACGAACACUCAAUUCAUAAUUCGUGAAUAUGUGGAAGAAGAGGUCGAAGAUAAGGAACCGGUUAUAGAGCCAGGUCAAACAUUUGCCAUACGUGGUUCUAUUGUUUCCUUCAUUGAUCGUUUGGAUGAUGAAUUCAUAAAGUCUUUACAAAAUAUCGAUCCACAUACUACUGAUUAUGUGGAUAGAUUGAAAGACGAAACUGAAUUAUAUGCAUCAAUCUUAAGAGGACAAAUUCAUUUCGAGAAGAACGAACUGAAUGAGAGUACAAGUAGAGUAGUAAUGAGAAGAUUGGAACACUUAUAUUAUAAACCCGAUCAAGUUAUACAGACCGUUGAAAAUACAGUCAAUCAAUUAUACCCUUCGGGUCUUAUAUCUUCGAUAACACCACCAGAAAUAACGCAAGAUUCAUUGGUUCUUAUUCGGGCUCUUUGUGUUUAUCUUUAUAAGAAUGGAGAAUCUUUACUUCGUACACGUGCAAUGCUUUGUCACAUUUACCAUCAUGCGUUGCACAAUCGAUUUUAUACCGCACGUGAUAUGCUUCUAAUGUCACAUUUGCAAGAUAAUAUUCAACUUAGUGAUGUUGGUACCCAAAUACUACAUAACCGCACUAUGGUACAAGUUGGACUUUGUGCUUUUCGUGAGGGUAUGAUUAAAGAAGCUCAAAGUUGUUUACAAGAAAUAUGUGGAACUGGACGUGUGAAAGAAUUAUUGGCCCAAGGUUUACAAAUUCAAAAAUACUCUCAACUUCCACCAGAACAAGAAAAGUUGGAUCGUCAACGUCAAUUGCCAUUCCAUAUGCAUAUCAAUUUAGAGUUACUUGAGUGUGCCUAUUUAACCUGUUCUAUGUUAUUGGAAAUACCUGCCAUGGCAGCCGCUGGAUCAAAUCCUGAGGCUCGUAAAAAAGUAAUUAGUAAACCAUUUAGAAGGAUGUUGGAUUAUAAUGAAAGACAAGUAUUUAGUGGACCACCUGAAAACACAAGGGAUCACAUUAUGGGAGCGGCUAAAGCGCUUGCAGCCGGUGAAUGGCAAAAAUGUCAAGAACUUAUUAGCGCAAUAAAAAUUUGGGAUUUGAUGCCUGAAACACAGAAAAUUAAGGAUAUGUUAAAUAGAAAAAUUCAAGAAGAAGGUCUUCGAACUUAUCUAUUUACUUAUUCUUCUUAUUAUACAACAUUUGGACUUGAGCAAUUGUCCACAAUGUUUUCGUUACCAUUAAAUACAGUUACAUCUAUUGUUUCAAAAAUGAUCUGGAAUGAAGAAUUAGCAGCUUCAUUAGAUCAAAUUAAUAAUGUUGUUGUAUUACAUCGCGUUGAACCUACCAAAGUUCAACAAUUAUCUUUAAUGUUUGCUGAAAAAGCCUUUUCAUUUGUUGAGGCUAACGAGAGAACUUUGGAGCAAAAACAACUUUCCGGACAAAAUCAAAGAGAUCAGCAAAGGCAAAAAGGUCAAGCAAAUCAACAGCAAAAUACUGAAAAAAGAACCAUGUAUCAAAAAAGAGAUGGGCAGCAACAAAGAGGUCGAAAUAAUUUUAAUAGUGUGUUGGGUAAUAGUGUACGUGGAAGAGCACAACAAAACCGUUAUCGAUCAUAA
Funneliformis geosporum is the source of this 2388-nucleotide messenger RNA. The record is from the annotation of a GenBank genome assembly. Lineage: Eukaryota; Fungi; Glomeromycota; Glomeromycetes; Glomerales; Glomeraceae.